AUGAGCGUCCCUCACCUGCUGCAGGACUUGCAGCGUCUCCUGGGCCAGACGGAUCUGGCCCGGCUGACGGACGCCCGGCUGCUCAUGGUCGGGGCCGGCGGCAUCGGCUGCGAGAUUCUCAAGAACCUGGUGCUGGCUGGCUUUGCGUCCGGCCCGCGCGGCUCCAUCGAUGUCAUUGACCUGGACACCAUCGACCUGAGCAACCUCAACCGGCAGUUCCUCUUCCAGCGCGAGCAUGUGGGUCUGCCAAAGUCCACGACCGCCUGCCAGUCGGCCCUGAAGUUCCAGCCUGCGCUGGCCGGCAAGCUCCACCCCCACCUGGGGUCCAUCCUGGACAUGAGCCAGUAUGGGAUCUCCUUCUUCCGGCGCUUCGACGUGGUCAUCGGCGCCCUGGACAACAUCCCGGCCCGGCGCCAUGUGAAUCGCAUGUGCAUGGCUGCCGGGGUGCCCCUCGUCGAGUCCGGCACCACGGGCUACCUUGGCCAGGUGAGCGUCAUCGCCGGCGGCCAGUCCGAAUGCUAUGACUGCACGCCUCCCCCGCCGAGCAAGUCCUUCCCCGUGUGCACCAUCCGCAGCACCCCGUCGCUGCCAAUCCACUGCCUGGUGUGGGCCAAGGACUUCCUGCUGCCACAGCUGUUCGGCUCGCCGGCCGAGACGGCUGCCGAGACGCGCGAGCUUGAGGCGGCGGUGGAGCGCCGACGCCAGGAGGCCGCGCCCUCCGGCGCCCCGGGCGAACUGGACGCCGCCGGCGCCGACGAAUUGGAGGCCCUGCUGGCGGAGAAUCGCGCGGUGGCCGCCCUCCGAGCGGACAUGCUGUCCGACACGCAUGCCGCCCGGCGGCGCCUCUUUGAUCACCUUUUCCGCGGGGACAUCGACCGCCUGCUGGCCCUGGAGGCUCUGUGGGCGCCGGAAUCCGGCCGGACCCCCCCGACCCCCCUGGACAUUGACCAGCUGCUGCCCCUGGAGUCCGGGAAUGACCACCACUCCGGUGGCCGGGUCCUGAUGCGUGCGGCCUCCGGCGGUGUGGGCGACCAGCAGGUUUGGAGUGUCGCCGAAAAUGCCAUCGUCUUCUUGGAUUCCAUGCAGCAACUGGCCCUGCGUGUAUCCUGUGCCGCUCCCGAGGCCGAGGCUUUGGCCUUCGACAAGGAUGACGACUUGAUGAUGGAUUUCGUCUGCGCCGCGGCCAACCUGCGCAUGAUCUGCUUUGGCAUCACGCCGCAGUCGCGCUUCCGCGCUCGGUCCAUCGCCGGGAACAUCAUCCCGGCCAUUGCCACCACCAAUGCCAUUGUGUCUGGCCAGGCGGUCUUGGAGAUCAUUGCCUUGUUGACCGGCCCACCGCGAGCGGCCGAUGCUGGGCCCGGCCUGGCCCCCUCUUCACGCACCACGUACCUGGUCCAGGGCCCUGGCCGGGCGCGGCUCAUGUCCAAGGAGCGCCCGGCUCCCCCCAAGCCGGAUUGCCUCGCUUGCCAGGGCCCCACGAAGCUGGUCCUCCGGUGUGACCUGAAAGUUGCCCGGCUCGGCGAUUUCAUCCGGACCAGCUUGCAGGAGCAGCUGGAACUCGAGGAUCCCUCAGUCUCGGUGUCUUCGUCUCAGAACGAUGAGGCGCGACUGCUGGCUGAUGCGGACUUCGACUCCAACCAUGGUUCCACCUUGGCCACACUUGGCAUUGAUGAGAAUACCUUCAUCCUGGUGGAGGAUGACCUGGGCGAGCGCCAGGCCGAGCUUUUCGUCGAGCACGUGACCGACCUUCAGGAGAGUCAGUUGCUUGUGGCUGCCACCGGGCGUCCAGCGGUCCCGGUGGAUCUCCCCGCCAAGCCGCGCCCGGCUGAGAGCCACGACAAUGAGGAGCCCCAGUCCCCGGCAGGGGAUAUUGCCUCCGGCCCGGGCAAUGACCAUGGCGAUGUCAUCCUGCUGGAUGAUGGGGACGCCAUUGAACUGACAGCUGACACCUCGACUGGCAAACGCAAGGCCCCUGUCGAGGACGAUGGUGAUGCUGCUGCUGCCAGUCCUGCCAGUAAGCGGCGCCACACUUGAGCCUCCUCCUUGGAUGGUAGAAAUACACAAACCCCCAGAUGCACA
Molecule: messenger RNA, 2079 nt
Organism: Fonticula alba
Lineage: Eukaryota; Rotosphaerida; Fonticulaceae
Exons: 8
Coding region: 1-2034 (677 amino acids)
Biological process (GO): protein sumoylation
Cellular component (GO): cytoplasm; SUMO activating enzyme complex
Molecular function (GO): SUMO activating enzyme activity
Source: RefSeq, a predicted model, not a curated record